CGUGUGGCGGAAGUUUGUACUCUCCCGUGAAGGAAGAAGACGGAGGAGAGGAUUAACGGGUCGGCCCGGUCGUUCAAACGGCGUGACGUUCAACCCAGUUCGAUGCGGACUCAAACACUCGUUCGGGGCAUUUGUAAAGAAAUAUAGCAAUGUCACUGCCAGGAGCUUCAAUCGAGGAUAAGAAAAACCACCGCGAAGAAACCAAGGGGUGACAACAAUCGCAUCACAGUGUGUGUCUGUGUGUUUAUGUGUGUGCGUGCAUGCACAUUGGCGUUUGUUUGUGGUACUGCCGCUGUCCCAACGUGAUGCCAACAUGCUGCUGUCCCUGGGAAUGCUGAUGCUGUCGGCCACGCAGAUCUACACCAUCUUCACCGUCCAGCUCUUUGCCUUCCUCAACCUGCUGCCCGUGGAAGCCGACAUCUCCGCCUACUCGUUUGACAACAAAACAGAGAACUUUGAUGACCUCCCGUCACGCUUUGGGUACCGUCUACCCAGCGACGGAUUGAAGGGUUUCCUGAUCGGCGCACACCCAGCCAAUGCGUGCGAGCCCAUCCAGCCCCCGCCCAGGGACAACUUGACGGGAGCCUUCAUCGUCCUCAUCAAACGCUUUGACUGCAACUUUGACAUCAAGGUCCUCAAUGCACAGAAGGCCGGGUACAAGGCAGCCAUUGUUCACAAUGUGGACUCCGAUGACCUGAUCAGCAUGGGCUCCAAUGAUGUGGAUGUUCUGAAGCAGAUCGAUAUUCCCUCCGUCUUUGUGAGCGAGGGGACGGCCAACACGCUGAAAGAGGAAUACCUGUACGACAAAGGCGGCCGUGUGAUCCUGAUGCCCGACUUCAGCCUGCCGCUGGAAUACUACCUGAUCCCCUUCCUCAUCAUCGUGGGAAUCUGCCUCAUCCUCAUCGUGGUCUUCAUGGUCACCAAGUUCGUUCAAGAUCGCCACAGGGCCAGGAGAAGCCGCCUCCGCAAAGAGCAGUUAAAGAAACUUCCCAUCCACAAGUAUAAGAAAGGAGACGUCUACGAUGUUUGUGCCAUCUGUCUGGACGAGUAUGAAGAAGGAGACAAGCUGAGGGUCCUGCCAUGUUCUCACGCUUACCACAGCAAGUGCGUGGACCCCUGGCUCACCAAAACCAAGAAGACAUGUCCCGUGUGCAAGCAGAAGGUGGUGCCCUCGCAGGACGACUCAGACUCGGACGAGAGCGUCGACGACGACAACGAGGAGGCAUCCGAGAGCACCCCUUUGCUGCGUUCGCUGGCGUCCACCAGCGCCCACUCCUUCGGCACCAUGUCGGGGGCGUCUCGCUCGGACCAGUCGUCCGAGUACGAGGAGCUUGACAGCAGCAGCAGCGGCGAUGGUAGCGGCAGCGGCAGCGAGGACGACGAAGUGACGGUGGAGACGGUGGUGGUUCAGAUGCAGCAGUCCAGCCCCGACAGCUGCCAUGACGACUUGCCUCACGCUUGAACCCCCGAGCCGCAGACUGGAUGGUCCCCGCUUUUCACUUUACGCUACUCGCCACAUUCAAUCUACUUGUCUUGCUACUCGGCUGGAAGCGGCGGGACGAGAGACGUCUUACGGUAAGACUCGUACCGUACGCAACACACUCGUCUAAGAUGGCAAAGUACGGCUCUGGCGUGGUUACGACACACUACUAUUAUACGUGUAUGAUUUAUUGUACAACCACAUCCAUCUUUAGUUACUAUACCAGACCGGGGGGGCACACCAAGGACUAUUAAGGCCACAAUCAGAAUGCAUUUGUAAGCUUGCAAGAAAAAUGUAUUUAAGACUAAAAGUCAUACAGCUACACUAACUGCAAGGCCAGUCUUGAGAUCAAAUCUCAAUAUGUGUCUUUACGUUUAAGUCAAAGGCCAAAAGCGGUCCGACUGGAUCCUCUAGGUUUCACCAGUCCUUUUCAAAAAGCCAGUCAAAUGUUGGUAUACAUUUUUUUUCCAUAUUGAUAAUGGGACAAAAAAUUAUUUUCGGUCAUGUUCUAGUAAAACAAACAUUUUCCUAGUUUUGGGUCUUAACCCUUUACAGGGCGCUCACUGAAAUACUUAAGAAAUUUAAAAAUUCAAUCCUUCAGUGUUAUUGGGGGCUAUAGGAAGAUUUUUUUUUCUCUUUUUACUUUUUAAAAAAGUUUCAAAGAAGUUACCAUAUACCAGGGGUCUCAAACUCAAUUUACCUGGGGGCCACCGGAGCUAGGUUCUGGGUGAAGCCGGGCCGCAUCAGGUUUUCAAAAAAAAAAAAAAAAACGCAUUUAUUAAAAACUGGAAAAAAAAUCAAUAAAAAAACUAUCUUCAAUGCUUUUGCUUCUGCUAUACCCUACACUUUUUCAGUACUUUGGUUCCGGUUUUCCACACCAAAAUAUCUGAUAAAACAUUCCACUGUUCUCAAAUAAGUUAAUUUUUAUUUUUCUAUACACAAAAUAAGAUAAAAAUAAACAAAUUAAGAAAAGACAAUAAAUCAAUCUAUUAGUAAUAAAUAAGUAAAAUAAUAAUAAAACACGUAAGAAACCACAUACAGUUGGUAGAGAAAUUAUUUUUUUCAGAUUCAAAUGUACAGUAUUAACAGUUAUUUAACCUUUAACAUGAACAUUAAUGAAACUUAAUAAUUUGACCCAAUUAGCAAGUUAGCAUCAUACUCAGUUCCAUCUGGGAGCAGCGUCGUAACUUUAACAACAUGUUUGAUAUUUGAGAUGCUUUAUCUUGACGUAUAUUUUCCGUUUUAUUCCAAAUAAUUUCCUGCAUUUAUUUGUACCCAGCGUCGUAAGCCUUUAGCUUCAUUGCUAAUCCAAAGCAAAACAGGGCGGGGUAACAGGGUAGGGUAACAGUAUGGGCGGGGCAAAAUCAUGUUAAUUGUGUCCGGUGUGCACACAGCUUUAAGCUGUCAUUUCAACAUUAAACUUUGGUAUCAAGGUGGGGGCCUUAAACUAGCGGGCCGCGAGUUUGAGACCCUUGCCAUAUAUGGUUCCUUGCCCAUUUAGAGUAUGGGAAAGGUCAAACUGCACAAGGUGACAUCAACAGAGGUACUGUAGUUAGAGUGACUGUGAUCAACUUAUCAUGGUUAGUUUUUAUGUUUGGGGCCCCUCGCGUCAGAAAACUGCAAUUUCCGACUUCUGAAUGAAGAAGGAAGUUUGAUCACAGCCCAUGAUGUCACUUCCUGUGACAUUGUCUGAUUGGCAUGAGAAAGUCACGUGACUCUGUUGCCUUGCUGAGACAUGGGGAAACCCUGUUUUUUUAAGUUACCAUAUAUGGUUACUUGCCCUAUAAAGGGUUAAGCUGUGUAAUAUUCAUUUAAUUAUCUAUAAUGGUCAUAGGCUAUGAAAUAGACAAUAAGUGCAUUUUCAAACACCAAUCUCAGAUCAGAGCAUCACUAAUCAGAUGAUAAUCAGUGGCCUUAUUACUGCUUGGUAGAUCGACUCAUGAAGGUGUCGCGACAUGGUGUUUUUGUCCUACACCUUCCCCAACCUCAUGUUGCCAUUUAUAUACGCCAACAUCAUUUGGGACUGUUGCUUUGCCUUUUCUUGUCAUGUUUUUAUUGCAGAUUCCCUUGAAUAAAAAGGCAAAAAAAGAUGUGUUGUAAAUGGCCUUUUCAAAGCACCCCAAACGUACCGGACAUUAAAAUAAAGCCAUAACUUGUGGCUGAGACAUGGUCAAAAAGGCAAUAGAAAAGCACUAAAGCGUGUCACGAGUCGGAAACAAUCAGCAGAAAACAUCCUCUGGUUGGAAUAAAUUUAUUUUGAUCUGUCUGUAAACAAGGUGAUAAAUCAAUAUGGCGUUGUCGCUUGUAUGCAUGACAGACUGUAUCCCAGAUACAAAAGAAAGUGAACAGAAAUCAGCAAAACAGGACUUUGAAACAGAUUUGAUGAGUACACACGUCUCAAGGCCUGCAGAGUAGAGCUGAAGCUUUGUUAAACCCAAGUGGGGGUGGGUAGGGGGGCGGGCGGGACGCCGAUGGUGGCUAAUGAAGACCGCUAACAAUAUGGCACAGGAUACACAUCGCUUUCCAACCAAUCCCAUCUCGAGGAGUGCGGCUUGGGACAUUUUAGCAGUUGGACGUUACGGUUGGCGCCAAGUGAGUCGGGGCUCGGCGCACGGUGAGGAAAAAAAAAAGGCCAUCGAUUCCACAGUUUUGAGUUUCAGAUUCAGUGUAGCUGAAUGGAGGAAGUGAAAGAAAAAAGCACGAACACGGAGGCUAGUUCCUGCUCAGCUCCCCUGCAGCAUAACAGGAAGAUGAGAAUGGGCUCGGCUUUUACCACUACACUUGGUCCUAUUAUCAAAGAAAAACUAAACAAAGCUGGGAUAUGAAUGGCAAGCUUUCAUAAACAAUAUUUAUAUUACAGGAGCUGGCAAACAAAAACGCUAUAAGUGCCUGAGCCAGUAACCGUGGAAUGUCCGUUGCUUUGGGUGGACAGGUGGGGGUGGGGGGGGGGGGGGGGGGGGUAAUGCUACCAGCGGCAACGCUCACAAAUCUGCUUCAUGAUAGUUAACCUGGCCGGUCCAUACGCCCCCCGCCCUGCCGUGCCCCCCCCUUACGGGGAGACGAGCGAAGACAGUGGACAGAGAUAUGCAUGUGCACGUCUCCCCUCCAGGACGUUAGCGUUGGGGGAGGGGGGGGAGACGCUGUGAGCCGAGUGAAGAGCUCAGAAGGCAUUGUUGACAAGACUGGCGCCAAUUCAGAAAGUGUUCUUGCUGGUCUCGCUGAAGUACAUCUGCUCUGAUGGGUCAACUUAAGACAAGGGGGGCGGGGGGUGAUUGGAGGAAGGAGAACUGAAGGCAGAAAAAGAAAAUUCAACUACUAACUAGGAUGGGGAGGGGGGGUGAAAUGCAAUUGGGUGGGUGGGAGAAGCCAAGUGGAUGGGCGGCUGGGCACGGGAUGCUUUAGUAUCCAGACUGCCUCAGGUAUUUGGCCAUGUCAUGUGUUUUCUUGUUGAGCGCCCCACCGUGGAUGCCUUCCUUCCCCAUCACCAUAACCAAUACUGCGGCAGAAGAGGGAAAACACAAUGUUAGCUGGGUGUUCAGAACAGAAACUGAACCUCCAAAAAUCACAGCAAUUAACCUAAACACGAGCUACCUGUUGGGAGACUCAUGUGACAGCGUCAGCAUCUUAAAGCUGUACACACUCAGUGUUUGUUCAACUGCUAGCAUAGAAGACAAGCCCAAAGUAUCGCAACGUGAGAGCAAAUUUAGCGAAAAACUUAAAAGUUGGCAUCCCCUUAUCGCUCAGCCAUGGGACAAAAACAAGCUAGCUGGCUAGCCGCAGCCAUAGAGACAAUCAAAGGGUGUAAACAAAGAUGGCAGAAACAAAAGAUAUUGAAAUAUCAGCAAUUUACAUAGCUCUUAAAUUCAAUGCUUAUGAGCUAUUAUGUACCUUUAGUUCUAACAGGCUUUUUAUUGACUUCAUUUUCUAUGCCGCUUAUCCUCACUAGGGUGGGGGUAUGGGUGCUGGAGCCUAUCCCAGCUGUCUUUAGGCGAGAUGCGGGGUACAAUCCCAGGGCACAUAUAGACAAACAACCGUUCCCACCCACAUUCAUACCUAUGGACAAUUUGGAGUGGCCAAUGAAGCUAACAUGUUUUGGGAAUGGGGGAGGAAAAAUGCCACGCACGGGUAGAACAUAGACAAUCCAACCCAGGUCUUCCAUCUCCGUCUGUGGCCUACUGGUCUGUGACAGACCCCCUCAAUUCAACACCACUAGAUGGCACCAUCACUCGGGCCUUGACUAUUGGCCAGUACCAAUAUCCACAAAAAGUAGCCUGUGAACUCCUGCUAGUACUGGACCCCACUAGCAUCUAAGAAACUUCUAGAAUAUAUGUUACAACUUCUUUUCCCCCUUGUAAAGCAAGUACUUAACGAGGGUGAUCAUUUUAUGGAGAUGAUGUGACUAUGAAAGUUCCAUUUGUUCCGUUUUUGUCAUUGGCGAUCGGAGCAAACCCAUUCAAACAUCGACCAACAGGAAUCCCUAAUAAUUCUACCAUUCGUUGUGUCAGCUGACCCCUUGUACCCUAGGUUCCCACAGCGGGGUAACGCGUACCGAGGGGUGCACACAUUGCAGUAGUGGGGUAACAAUUAGCACUUAACAUCCCCAAUUACGAGUGCAUCCAAAGGCAUCGGGGCAGAAAGGAGACGGAGCAUGAGCAUUAUGAUUUUUUUUAAUUAUGAUUAUUUUGGCCAUGCGUGUGACUCCAUUGUGGGGAUUCCACCAAAAAUUAGGCUUUAGCACUGGUUGCAUGCAUUUUUCUGCAUAAAAUAUAUGUAGAAUGAUUACUUAAAAUGUGCAAUAUACUAAUUAUUGACCCACAAGUACUGUACAAUUAACCAAUGAAUUGUGUUCAGUAUUUCAAGUUAAAAAGAAGUUUUUUUUUUUUUUUUACAGUGUGCAUAGUAGGGGAUACAUGGCUUCACAUCAAUUGUCUACAUGAUACGUGAGCAGAAAAAGUUUGGGAACAUGUUUUAGUCACAGGACUGGAUUUGAAGGCUAUCCCCAUCCUUACGGAAGGAAAAAACCUGCCUCAGAUCUGCCUAUUCUAUGUGGCAUAAGGUGGAUUGAGUGCAUUUCCACAUGCAUGGUCACAUUGGCUUUAGAAAUGACUAGACCAGGGGUCUCAAACUCUAUUUACUUGGGGGCCACUGGAGCUCAGGUCUGGGUGAGACUGGGCCGUAUCAGGUUUUCAAAAAAAAACAAAAAACCCAAAAACGCUUUUAUUAAAAUAAAUCAAGAAUAAAGAAAAUCAAUCAAUCAGUAAUAAAUAUAAUAAUAAUAAUAAAACGGCAAAUAAUAAAAACUUAAGAAACCACAUAUAGUUGGUGGGUAGACAAAUUAUUUUUUUCAGAUUAAAAUGAACAAAGCAUUAGAGCCCUGCAGACAUGACAAAACACGACUAUAGUCUCAUUUAUACUCUCUUUACAACAUAUUGCGCAGCUGCAGGGUCUUGAGACACAUGCUAACUAGAGAGCUAGCGACCUAAACGGUAGCCUUCAAGUUAUUUCCUUUAAACUUAAAUAGCCAAAAACUUACCACUUCCACACGGAUAGGGAGGAUAACUAUUAACAGUUAUUUAACCUUUAACAUGAACAUUAAUCAAACGUAAUAUUUUUUUUCUGGGUACAUGAUACCAUACAGCACCCAUAUCAAACUUGCGCGGGCCGCACUAACAUUAAACUUUCAUAUCAAGGCGGGGGCCUCAAAGUAGUGUCCUGUGGGCCACAUUUGGCCCGCGUGUUUGAAACCCCUGGACUAGACAACGGAGAUGUUGUGCUCACUUCAAAACGAAGAACAGACUUACCUCUGUCAGCUUUGCAUACAGCAACAUUGUACGUGGGCCCUCCUCCUUGACUCUUUGUCCGGAUGUCCAUUGACCAAUCACCGUCACUCUGGAAUUGAUCUCUAAUUACAGAGCACUUCUGUUUGCCUAAGGUUAGCCCGCCGGUGAGCAGGCAAUUUCGGUCACCAGCAUUUAUUGCGUCAAUUUCGUCGGUCUGGAAGGGAAAGCAACAGGUUAGGACAUUUAUUUAUACCCUGACUAUGUUUUGUCGAAUGCAAAAAAAAAGUCUUUGUUAAGACCCUUAGCUUGUAUGGACAUGCAAGGAGGAGAAGGAGUGAGCCAACUACUGAACGUUGACAUGUCGACAUGAAAAAAAAGCUCAACAAAAGGCGUUGCCCUCUUCAACUCCCGAGUAGAAGUGCAGAGUCAUAGCAGGCACUGCAAGUAUUCCGGAAGAGGAAAUGCUACCAAGCACUAGCCUCAACUUAGCAUUGCAACAUGAAGGGGAACAACGCCAAGAGAGCUGACAACUUGAAGCCCAAAUCUCAGCUUUGACAAAAAACUUUACACGCUACUAUACGCGGAUGCUAAUGCUAGCUAGCACAAUCACCAUGUCCAUUUUUUCUCUAUUUUACGGCAAAACUGAAGCUCUUUUAAAAAGAAUUAAUCAAGCCGACAUAAAGUCGGUUUAGUACAUUUCACUAAAAGCGAAAAAGACAAGAACUGCAUACAAAUUGGAACUAAAACACGCCUCCGAUAAGCGCCAUCUGCGGCAAAACUGCUCCAUUAGCCUCCAUGCCGAAUGAAUACAACGGGGAAGUACAGCCGCCAUCUUGGAAGGUGCGGGGCGGUAGCGGCUGUCGGUCGACAUUAAACCAAGAGAGGAAGAAGACGAAGACUGGAAGAGGAAGACGCCAAAAAACGAGGAAGAACAAACGACGAGAGCGUAUGAUUGAGCCGCCGCCUUUUGCGCAAAAAUACGGCUACAGUUCACUCAUUUAUCAAAUCCGGACGGCGGGCCUGUUUUAAGAUAACAUUACGCUAAAGGGAAGCUUUUGCAGUCAUAUUCUUUGCCACUGGCUUUGUUCGCAAGGCGCACCAUAACGCCACUUUAACGGUAUUUUUGGUGUUUCAUCAAAGUCGCCAUUAUUUGAUACAAUGAUUCUUCCAAAGUGCCGCUUAGUAGCUUCCGGCUAAAGUGCGCGCUUACAAACGCUAACUAUUUUCACAGUCUAGUUCGUUUAAUGUCACAUUUGUGAGAACAAAGGCACAUUUAGUGACAUUUUAACUGUCAUUAUGGCAAGUUAGCCGUGGGAACAAGUGCUAAAAAAGACAGGCCGGUUCGAGUCAAGAGCCACUUGUGUGAGCACCGGAUGCCAUGUGUGCUACACGGUCCGCCUCACUCCUGUCCACAGGGCCAGGCCCAUGCAAGAGAAAUACAGCAAAUACUCGCUAGAACAAUAGAAAAACAUGAACAUACUAACCGUAACGCCAGCAAAUGUGCCACCCGGGCUCGAUGCCCAGACGUAUUUGGAAUCGGUGUAGCCAACAAUGGCCGCGUCCUGGCAGGAGCCGUCGGCCAUCAGGUUUUCCACGUAGCUUUGCCAGGACAUGUUUUCUGAGGACGAGUCUAAGUUUUAAAAAAAAAUAA
Messenger RNA from Doryrhamphus excisus (bluestripe pipefish), 8911 nucleotides. RefSeq names its product ring finger protein 13 (gene rnf13). The record is from RefSeq and is a predicted model, not a curated record. NCBI's taxonomy places the organism in Eukaryota, Metazoa, Chordata, Actinopteri, Syngnathiformes, Syngnathidae. Gene Ontology annotation, molecular function: zinc ion binding.